This is a messenger RNA of Juglans microcarpa x Juglans regia, 1492 nucleotides long. Its product is annotated as protein tas-like. Gene Ontology annotation, molecular function: oxidoreductase activity. The transcript has 8 exons. The record is from RefSeq and is a predicted model, not a curated record. The coding region runs from base 153 to 1397 and encodes 414 amino acids. Lineage: Eukaryota; Viridiplantae; Streptophyta; Magnoliopsida; Fagales; Juglandaceae.
ACCCUAUUUGUAACCCCUAACCACACACGAUUGGUCGGUCACGUUUCAAAUUCGGGGCUGACGCUGUCACACACACUGACACACACGCAGAGUCUUUAAGAGAUUGAAUUCGAACGGACGGCUCCGUUCCGAUAAGGCCAUUCUUCCACACGAUGGCCUCGUCGAACGCCACCUCCACCUGCUUCUCUGCAGCUCCUGCUUUCCUAUACUCCAGUUACGGCCUCAGGCGUAGCCAUGUUGGAACUACAACGCUCAUGAGGACAAGCAGGAUGAGGGGCUCCCUGAGGACGCGCAUUUGCGCCAAACUUGGCGAGAAGAGCGCCUUGCAGUAUAAGAAGCUCGGGGACUCCGACCUCGUGAUUAGCGAAAUUACUUUUGGAACCAUGACAUUCGGAGAGCAAAACACAGAGAAAGAAGCUCAUGGAAUGUUAAGUUAUGCAUUUGAGCGUGGCAUUAAUGCUCUAGACACUGCCGAGGCUUACCCAAUUCCAAUGAGGAAGGAGACACAAGGAAAAACUGAUCUCUUUAUUGGUAGCUGGCUCAAGUCUCAACCUCGUGACAAGGUUAUUUUGGCCACAAAAGUAUGCGGUUAUUCAGACCGGUCAAGUUAUAUACGAGACAAUGCCAAGAUUUUACGGGUCGACGCUGCAAAUAUUAAAGAAAGUGUAGAGAAAAGCCUUAAGCGCCUCGGCACCGAUUACAUUGAUUUAUUGCAAAUUCAUUGGCCAGAUCGCUAUGUGGCAUUGUUUGGUGAGUUUUCGUAUGAUCCUGCAAAAUGGAGGUCAAGCGUGCCAUUUGUGGAGCAACUGAGGGCUUUCCAAGAACUUAUUGAGGAAGGAAAGGUACGCUACAUUGGUGUCUCCAAUGAGACUUCAUAUGGAGUGAUGGAGUUUGUUCAUGCAGCGAGAGUUGAAGGGCUGCCAAAGAUUGUCAGUAUCCAAAACAGCUACAGUUUGCUAGUUAGAUGUCGUUUUGAAGUUGAUCUUGUAGAAGUGUGCCACCCAAACAAUUGCAAUAUUGGUUUACUGGCUUAUUCUCCAUUGGGUGGUGGAUCACUGACCGGUAAAUAUAUAGAUAGCAAUUCUGAACCUGCACGAAAAGGAAGGCUGAAUCUCUUCCCCAGCUACAUGGAAAGAUAUAACAAAUCUGUUGCCAGGGAAGCAACGAUAGAAUAUCUAGAGUUGGCCAAGAAGCAUGGACUAACUCCAGUCCAGCUCGCUCUUGGUUUUGCACGAGAUCGACCAUUCAUGACCAGCUCAAUCAUUGGUGCAACCUCUGUCGAACAGCUAAAGGAAGACAUUGAUGCUUUUCUAAUAACUGAGCGGCCUUUGCCACCAGAAGUGAUGGCAGAUAUUGAAAAUAUUUUUAAAAGAUACAAAGAUCCUGCCAUCCUUUGAGAGUCAGUGUAUCGUUUUCUUAUUUACUUGAUCAUAACCCUCAAUGUUCUGUAUUUUUUGGCUGGUUUACACGAUCAUAAAACUCUAUUCUUUCA